This is a messenger RNA of Fukomys damarensis (Damara mole-rat), 3365 nucleotides long. RefSeq names its product 5-hydroxytryptamine receptor 1D (gene Htr1d). Gene Ontology annotation, molecular function: neurotransmitter receptor activity; G protein-coupled serotonin receptor activity. The record is from RefSeq and is a predicted model, not a curated record. Gene Ontology annotation, biological process: vasoconstriction; chemical synaptic transmission; smooth muscle contraction. NCBI's taxonomy places the organism in Eukaryota, Metazoa, Chordata, Mammalia, Rodentia, Bathyergidae. The transcript is spliced from 2 exons. Gene Ontology annotation, cellular component: plasma membrane; dendrite. The coding region runs from base 1501 to 2631 and encodes 376 amino acids.
UACAUCUCUCCGAUGUGCACACCUACCAGAGGGUUACUUCCGCCUUUGGAUUCGUAGGAGUGAACGUGAUGCCCGAUGGAUGCCUUUUUAAAAAUUGUAAAGUUCUGUUCAAAUCCUAGCUCAUCGCAGAAUUUUGGCCCUGGAAAGGCAUGAGGACAUCUGCUUUACUGCUGAUGGGGAGAGUGAAGAAUAAAUCUUGCCCAAGGUCACGGUGCUUGUAGGAGACCGUAAGACUGAAAUCCCCUGCCUCACUAGGUCUGGGGAAGUUCAAGGAUUACUGGUAAGACAGUCUGCUGUCUUCGCCAACUGGCCAUGGCUACUUAACUAUGUGAUCUCUGGCAAGACCUCAAUCUCUUUGAACCUUGACUUUCUCCCAUAUGAAAUGACAACAACUUUUAACCCACAGGCUUGCUGUGUACCUCACGUGGGAUCAUUGCUUGGCAUAAGCUGGCCUCAGAGGAGAGCUCAGUCCUUGGUGGCCAUCACUGCUCUGAGUACUAGGAGCAAUGUCUGAGCUCUCCCUUGAAAUCAGCUCCCAGGGUUUUCCAGUGGAGCAUACAUUGUUGGUCUGAGUUUGCCUCUGAACUAUCCUGGCUGGGGUCUCAGCCCUCCUUGCAAGGAUAUUGAGGGAUCCUUUAUCACAGCAGCAAGUGAGGCCCUUUAAGUAGCUGCGUUUUCUUCAGCCUUUGAGCCUGUGAGUAGAAGCAAGUGGGCUUUGUCAUGGGCCAUCCAAGAUGCCAGGUGCUGGAGGGGUCCAUUGGAGGUUGGGGGCAAGGCCAGCUGGACAGACUGGCAGAACUUGGGGUCUCCACUGGUUCCCAGCCGGUACAGGGCCAGAAAUACAGAGGGGCUGCCUGAGAGCUGGUUGGCUGCCCACUGGCUCAUGCAUUCUUCAAGUGUUGGUAACUGGAAUGUUUUGUCUGUUCAGACUCAAAAGCGUCAGUGGGACAGAAACCAAAGUUAAGUGUCCCAAGAUGUGUCAAGAUGAAUCUGGGAAAGCUGAGCUGUUGCCUGAACUGCUCCUCUGAAUCAGCUGGUACUUUUUGUCUCUAGUUUUAAAAGUUCCCUAGCAGCAAACAGAUAUCCAGAAUCUCCACUGCCUGAGGAUGGGAGAAAUUUUGAAGUUUUCAUGAAACACAUUCAUGUCUCAAACUGUGAACACAACCAAAUGUCCAAAGCAAGGACCCCAGAGCACUGCCCACAUGUCUGUGAUACGUUGUCUGCUGCCUAACAAACCCAGCAUGAGUCCGCUGGGCUGGACCAUCUGCUGGGCUGAGUUCCAGGAAAACAAGGCACCUCUGGAUUCAUUGGUUUUAGGAUGGACCUGUAGCUGCCAGCUGGAAGCUGCCCUGGGGUUCCUUAAAUAGCCAAGUCUUGUGGUCUGCUCUGAUGAUGACUCCCACCAGCACGAAGCAGGGGGAUGACCUUGCUCUGUGGCCAGGACAACAGUGAAAGAAGGAGCCCCGUGUAUGGCAGUCUGGGGAGAGACAGCCACCUAGCAUGUCCCCACCAAACCAGUCAGUAGAAGGUCUUCCCCAGGAGGCCUCCAACAGAUCCCUGAAUGCCACAGAGAGCCCAGAGGCUUGGGACCCCGGGAUCCUGCAGGCGCUCAAGAUCUCCCUUGUCGUGGUCCUUUCCAUCAUCACAUUGGCCACUGUCCUCUCCAAUGCCUUUGUCCUGACCACCAUCUUGCUCACUCGGAAGCUCCACACCCCAGCCAACUAUCUCAUCGGCUCCUUGGCCACCACCGACCUCCUGGUCUCCAUCCUGGUCAUGCCCAUCAGCAUCGCAUACACCACCACCCGCACCUGGAGCUUUGGCCAGGUCCUGUGCGACAUCUGGGUGUCUUCUGACAUCACCUGCUGCACGGCCUCCAUCCUGCAUCUCUGUGUCAUUGCCCUGGACAGGUACUGGGCCAUCACGGACGCCCUGGAGUACAGCAAGCGCCGCACGGCGGGCCACGCCGCUGCCAUGAUCGCGGCGGUCUGGGUGAUCUCUAUCUGCAUCUCCAUCCCACCGCUCUUCUGGCGGCAGGCCAAGGCUCAGGAGGAGAUGUCAGACUGCCUGGUGAACACGUCUCAGAUCUCCUACACCAUCUACUCCACCUGUGGGGCCUUCUACAUCCCGUCCGUCCUGCUCAUCCUCCUGUACUGCCGCAUCUACGCAGCCGCCCGGAGCCGCAUCCUGAAUCCACCCUCCGUGAGGGGGAAGCGCUUCACCACCGCGCACCUCAUCGCGGGCUCCGCAGGCUCCUCGCUCUGCUCGCUCAACCCCAGCCUCCGUGAGCGCCACUCUCACGCCGGCUCCCCGUUCUUCUUCAACCACGUCCAGAUCAAACUUGCUGAUGGUGCCCUGGAACGCAAACGCAUUUCCGCUGCUCGGGAAAGAAAGGCCACAAAGACCCUGGGGAUCAUCCUGGGGGCCUUUAUCAUCUGCUGGCUGCCCUUCUUUGUGGUCUCCCUGGUCCUUCCCCUCUGCCGGGGCUCCUGCUGGAUCCACCCGGCCCUCUUUGACUUCUUCACCUGGUUAGGCUAUUUAAACUCCCUCAUCAAUCCCAUCAUCUACACUGUGUUCAACGAGGAGUUUCGGCAAGCAUUUCAGAAAGUUGUCCAUUUCCGGAAAGCCUCCUAGUCUUAUUUGCUGGUAACUCUCCUUAGCGCUCGUGUCCAGGAACCCAACUGGGAUUGUCCUCUUCGGUUUUCCUGAGACUUGGGUUAACUCAUGGUAUCUUGGGUCUUGUGCCCAUCACCAGUUGUUCUGUGCCCUGUGGUUCUGUGUCUUCUGACCUUCGGAGCCACCCAAAGCCGGGCUGCUGUACGAUAGAGGGCAGGACAGAAGACCUCCCUUAACUUAAUAUUUCCAAGGUUCCUCUGGGGUGGAAGAAACAUGUCCCACAGGAUUCAGGUGAGAAAAUGACUCUACAAAAGAUGCCAGGCUCAAAGAGAAGAAGGUUUUUGUGGUCUCCCUGAGAUUUGUAUGAGGCUCACUGGAGGGUAGGUAAGGUUAAUAAUCUGAAUUGGAGAUUUGGGAGCCAUGGCAGAGGAGACUCCUCCCUUUGGAGCAUCCUGAUUAGAAAAUAACAUCCAAGAUUUUCUUCCCUUGGGUGCUCCUCACCCCGCAUCUCUCCCAGCCAUUCAUGAGGAGAGACAGUGAUUUGGAGAGAGAUCUAGAAGGUGGGGCAGGGAAACCAAUGCACCUUACCUUCUUCCAGUACCCCAGCACCAUCUAAAUGUUCUGGGGUUAAAACCCAUAAUCACCCCACUGAAGGAGAUUGGACCCACCAAGCUUCUGGAGGGCUACCAUUCUGAAUGUCUUUUUUUAUAUUCCAUUCUCAUUAAAAAAUCUUAAAGUGUUGCAUCUUAUCA